GGUGGAUUUCUGUAUUGAAGGCUAUUUAACAGAUGCUGACUCUGAGUCUCUUGUCAGUCAGCCAUGGGUCAUCCUGGGAUUCAGAUGUGGACAUGGACAGUGUUUGUCUUCUUAAGUUGGAUGUGUGUUGGUCGAGCAGCGGCAGGACCGCAGUACAUGGUCGCCAUUCCUGCAGUUCUCGAAGCUGGAGCUAAGACCAAAUUCUGUGCAAGUCUCCUGCAGCCCAAUGAGACUCUGGUCAUGACAGUCACUUUGGUGUCCCAAGAGAAAAAUACGACCCUUCUCCAGAAGACAUCCAGUACAGAGUUUCACGACUGCAUUCAAUUUGAGGCUCCUUUAGUGCAGAAUGAAGUGGUGCAGAAGUUGGAAGUGGAGGUACGAGGCGACACGUUUUACUCAAAACAAGUCAGAAAAGUCAAAAUCCAAUUCCACAAACCAAGGACAUUUGUCCAAACAGAUAAACCAAUCUACCUCCCCGGACAAACAGUGCAUUUCAGAGUCAUCACACUAGACUCCAAGUUGAGAGCUGCCAGUCAGCUGUACAAUAUCAUUGAAAUCGAGGAUGUUAACAACAACAGGAUUGGACAGUGGCUGAACAAAACAUCGGGCGGUAAAAUACUGCAGCUUUUUUACAACUUGAACUCUGAGGCCCGUGAAGGAACCUACAACGUUAUUGUAUCAGUUGGUCAACAAAAAAUACGUCAUAGAUUCAAGGUUGAGAAAUACGUUUUGCCUAAAUUUGAUGUAAAAAUCAAAUCAUCUGACAAGGCAAGUAUUGAUCAGGAGGAAAUCGAAGCUGAAGUAUGUGCAAAGUAUACAUAUGGCCAGCCUGUACCAGGCAGUGUUCAUGUUGAGAUGUGUCGACCUCUUCAACGCUACUAUUAUUAUACUCCUGAUAAUCCGGACAAUGCCCCCGAGCUAACAGCCCCAUGCCACAAGGAGACAAAGCAGACGGACAAGGCGGGCUGUGCCACUUUCACCAUGAAGAUGGCCACUUUCACAAAGCUUGACCAGAAGGUUUUGAUGGAUGAGCUGGUCCUCAAGGCUACAGUAGAAGAGGAGGGGACAGAUAUUUCACACCCAGCACAGGAGAAAAUAAAGAUUUCAUAUGUUGUUGGAAAGCUGUCGUUCAUUGACACACCCAAGAUUUAUGAGCAAGGAUCAAAUGUGGUGGGAAAAGUUAAAGCAGUCUAUUUCAAUAAUACACCCAUUCCUGACAUGCCGGUGUACCUGUUUGAGGGUGUGAGACGGUCAGCAAAUCGGCUUCAGAAUCUCACAACUGACAACAAUGGUGUUGCCGCUUUCUCACUGAGCACGGCUAACUUUAAAGGAAACUUCCACCUCUAUGUUAGCAACAAACCGACACUGGGGUAUGAUCAUUAUAGAGCUGCACACUAUGAGACCGGAGAUCACAUGGUGUCAUUGAUCCAACCUACAACUCCUGAUACUAAAACCACAAGCUCCCUGGAGGUGAAGAAGAAGGAUGCACCACUUCCCUGUGACAGAGAAGAAGACAUCACCAUUAAAUACACUGUAGCUGGAGAGGCACCAGGCUCUGUGGAUGUGAUGUAUCUGGUUUUAUCCAGAGGAGCCAUUGUCAUGCAAGGACUUCAACAGAUCGAGGUGCAGGCUAAAUCAGUGACUGAGGGCGAGGUGUCCUUCAGGUUGAAGGUGUCUGCAGAGAUAGCACCAGACGUCCAGAUUGUGGCUUACGCCGUCCUCCCCAGUGAGACUGUGAUCGCCCACAGUGCUGACUUCUCCAUUGAGAAAUGCUUCACUAACAAGGUGUCCUUGGAGUUUUCUCCCUCGUCAGCUGUCCCAGGAGAGGAGACCAACCUGCAGGUGACGGCCCAGCCGGACUCUCUCUGUGGUGUGAGUGCUGUCGACCAGAGUGUCCUCAUCAAGGAGCCAGGGAAGACCCUGCAGGCAGAGCAGAUAUUUGGGUUGCUGCCGGUCAGAAAAGUAUCCAAUACUCCAAAUGACGUUCAAGAUCCUAUCGAUUGUCUGUAUGUGAGACCUAGAAGAUACAUUCUGCCUUAUCCUCCUAACCUCAGUGACAGAGAGGACGCUUAUACAGUUUUCCAGAACGUAGGGCUGAAGAUGGCAACAAACUUGUUAAUCCGAGUACCUUCAUGCCUCAAAUACAGGGGAAUAGAAUACCGCCGUGGCUAUGAUGUUGGUAUAGCGUAUGACAGGUUUCAUAUGAGAAGAAUAGGUUCCCGUGUAGGAGCAGCUGCACCUGGUUCAUCUAGGUUAGUUGGGGGAAGUUAUCCUGAAGAUACCUCACCAAUAGAGACUGUCCGCACUUUCUUCCCUGAAACCUGGAUAUGGGACCUGGUGGAAGUUGGAGAGUCUGGAACGAAGGACGUGCCCUUCACUGUCCCAGACACAAUCACCACUUGGGAGACAGAGGCUUUCUGUUUGUCCCCUCAGGGUUUUGGCUUGGCUCCUCGUAAAGAGAUCAAAGUGUUCCAACCCUUUUUCCUUGAGCUGAGUCUGCCUUAUUCCAUCAUUCGGGGGGAGCACUUUGAACUCAAGGCAACCAUCUUCAACUACCUGUCCAGCUGCAUCAUGGUCACUGUGACUGCAGCUCCCUCCUUAGAUUACACCCUCACCCCCCUCUCUGGUGACGAGUACACAUCCUGUCUGUGUGGCGGCGAGCGCAAGACCCUCAGCUGGACCAUGGCUCCCUCAGCCUUGGGGGCUGUGAAUGUAUCUGUGACUGCUGAGGCUGUAGCAUCCCACGCUUUGUGUGGCAACGAGAUUGUGAGCGUGCCAGAAAGAGGUCGUAUUGAUGUGGUCACACGAUCUCUCAUUGUAAAGGCUGAGGGAACUGAGAUGAUGAAGAACUACAACUGGCUGCUCUGUCCAAAAGAUGAGACUUUGACAGAAGAAAUAGACAUAGAACUCCCUGAGAACAUGAUUGAUGGAUCUGGCCGAGCUACACUAUCAGUCCUGGGUGACAUUCUGGGCCGAGCCCUGAAGAACCUGGAUGGGCUGCUGACGAUGCCAUACGGAUGUGGUGAGCAGAACAUGGCACUUCUGGCCCCGAACAUUUACAUCCUCCAGUACCUGAGAAAUACACAGCAGCUGACCCCAGCUAUCACAGAGAAGUCUAACAACUACCUGACCAGUGGCUACCAGAGACAGCUGAACUACAAACAUUCUGACGGUGCUUAUAGCACAUUUGGAGCAGGAGCAGGGAACACUUGGCUGACAGCUUUCGUGCUCAGAUCUUUCGCCAAAGCCCAGUCUUUCAUCUACAUCGACCCAACAAAGAUUGAGCAGUCAAAGAUUUGGCUGGAGCGCAAACAACGUGAAAACGGCUGUUUUGAACAGUCAGGAAAACUCUUCAACAACAGAAUGAAGGGUGGAGUGUCUGAUGAAGUGACUCUCAGUGCCUACAUAACUGCUGCCUUCCUGGAGAUGAAUACGUCUGCAAAUGAUGCCUUGGUAAAACAGAGUCUGUCAUGCCUCAGGGAGUCCAUGAGUGACCUCAGUAACACCUACACCACUGCUCUGCUAGCAUACGUCUUCACCCUGGCAGGAGACAUGGAGGCUCGCGCUCACCUUCUGAAGCACCUAGACACUGUUGCUGUAAGACAAGGAGGUUUCCUCCACUGGUCUCAGACAGCAGCAGAAACGUCAGCCUCUCUGUCUGUGGAGAUCAGCUCCUAUGUGCUGUUGGCCAAACUCAGUGCCUCUCCUACUGCUGAAGACCUGGGUUACACCACACCGAUUGUCAGAUGGCUUACAGGGCAGCAGAACUACUACGGAGGCUUCUCCUCUACACAGGACACAGUGGUGGCUCUUCAGGCUCUGGCUCUCUACGCAACUCUGGUGUUCAGUCCGGUUGGUUCAAGCACAGUGACAGUCCAGUCUCCCAGUGGCCAGCUGACAUUUGAUGUUAAUCAGGACAACAAACUGCUCUACCAGGAGGAGGUGCUGAAGUAUGUGACAGGAAAGUACAGCCUGGAGGUGAAGGGCACUGCAUGUGCUUCAGUACAGAUUUCUCUGCACUACAACAUCCCAACUCCUACUGAUGUGAAUACCCUCAGUGUGGAGGUUAAACCAGAGGCUGACUGCACCCUCAAGAGACCCAAACUUACUCUGAAGCUUAAGUCCCUAUACAGUGGAAAGGAGAGCACUACUAACAUGGUGAUCCUGGAUAUCAAAAUGCUCUCAGGGUUUGUCCCAGACCCACAGUCUUUGAAGAGGCUCAAAGGUGCCCAGCUGGUGGAUCGUGUUGAACAAAAGGAAGAUCACGUUCUCGUGUACUUAAAGAGGCUAACAAAGGACAUUCUUAUCAACCACACCCUUGAGAUUGUACAGGAGCACCCAGUGCAGAACCUGAAGCCAGCUGUGGUCAAGAUCUAUGACUACUACCAGACAAGUGACCAGGCUGAGACAGAAUACAGCUACCCUUGUGUUGCAGCUUGAAGUGUGACGUGUAGUCCGUCCUCAGGUGGUCGCUGAUUCCAGUAUCAUUUGAUACAAUUCUGAACUUUGUGUAAUUCCAUGUCUGUUUUCUGGAAUUGUACACAUACAGUUAAGACUUAUCUGCUGUUAAUGAAAGACAUGCACAGUGGACAGUGAAAUAAAGUGAUCUAAAUCUC
This is a messenger RNA of Acanthopagrus latus (yellowfin seabream), 4616 nucleotides long. Its product is annotated as alpha-2-macroglobulin-like. Lineage: Eukaryota; Metazoa; Chordata; Actinopteri; Spariformes; Sparidae. Gene Ontology annotation, molecular function: endopeptidase inhibitor activity. The record is from RefSeq and is a predicted model, not a curated record. Bases 64 to 4440 code for a protein of 1458 amino acids. Gene Ontology annotation, cellular component: extracellular region. The transcript is spliced from 36 exons.